Messenger RNA from Polyodon spathula (Mississippi paddlefish), 3727 nucleotides. RefSeq names its product CTF18, chromosome transmission fidelity factor 18 homolog (S. cerevisiae) (gene chtf18). The coding region runs from base 131 to 3157 and encodes 1008 amino acids. The record is from RefSeq and is a predicted model, not a curated record. Lineage: Eukaryota; Metazoa; Chordata; Actinopteri; Acipenseriformes; Polyodontidae. Gene Ontology annotation, molecular function: ATP hydrolysis activity; ATP binding. The transcript has 22 exons.
UUGGAAGGAAGCAAGUUUGCUUCACUGUUGGGAGUGAGAGAGUAACACACAGAUAACUUUUAACUUGUUAUUAAAAAUAAAAACAAAAGCAAUCAAAUUAAAUAUUGCAAAAUAAGUUACCAAUGCAAAAAUGGACGAAUAUGAUGAAAUGUACGGGAUUGAAGAUGAAUUUGAAGACCAAUUUGCAGAUGAGUUGGAUGCUAUGGCUGAAAUGUCUGACUGGCCCCCCGUUUUAACAAUGACCUCUAAAUUCAGAGACAAUAAAGAAACUUUUGAAGAAGCUAUUGCUGCAGGGGACUCCACUGUAAGCAACUGUGUUAAAAAUAAACCAAACUCUUCCAAACCGGCCUCACAGAAGAACGACACUUUGGGAAAAGCAAGGGAUCAGGAUCCACCAAAAAAGGCAGACGAUGCGCUUCUUCAUCUGUCUGAGGAUGAGGAGCUCCCUGGACAGAUACAGGAUUAUGAGCCCCCUCUGACCCCUAAGCCAAAGCGACAGAGGCUUGAUGCCGUUAAGAAGCUUGACUUUGGAUUGGUUAACUCUAGCCCUCCCGAUGACAUCACCCCACCCUCCUCUCCCGAGAGUUAUUCAAGACGAUCAGAGAUCAGGAGUAAAAAGGUCCCAGGCCUGGAACUUCUUGACAUCAGUGACAUGGCCCCACUGCAGGAAACCCCAUUGAAAGUGGAGCAGAAACGUGUCCUUAAGAGACCACCGAUCCUCGAGGAUUACAUCAAUGUGACGUCCACUGACGGCUCCCGCGUCUUCCUGGUGUUGAAGGAUGACUGCACCAGGACAGGGGUGGAGCUGCCAGACACUGGGUUUGGAUGGAAUGGUCGCAGACAGCUCCAGCUGUUGGGAGUUCCGUUCUCUUACCUGAAGGAGCAAGUUGCUGAGGAGCGUCACCGACAGGUGAUGGAGGAAUCACAGAGACUGACUGAGCUGAUAAGCAGUCAGCUUGACAAGGAGUUUGGAGAAACAGAGAGUGAAGUUCUGAAUGAGAAAAAUGAUAAAGGUGACAGUGAGGACGAGAAUGAGGAGAACCAAGAAUCAAGCGCCUGCCGUCUCUGGGUUGAUAAAUUUACCCCCAGACAUUAUACUGAACUGCUUAGUGAUGAUUUUACAAACCGCUGCCUGUUGAAAUGGCUGAAAAUGUGGGACGUGGUCGUCUUUGGGAAAGAGAAACCAGUGAAGAAAAUGAAACCGGCAGUCCCAGACAAGCGGCAUCCUUUCAAACAGCAAAGUGAGCAGCAGAACCAGAAGUGGAAAAGCAAGAGCCAGAUCACAGAGGAGAUCCUGGAGGCUGACCUGGACCAGCACAACAGGCCAAAGUAUAAGGUGGCGCUACUGUGUGGCCCUCCAGGUCUAGGGAAGACAACUCUGGCUCAUAUCAUUGCAAAACAUGCUGGAUAUAAUGUUGUGGAAAUGAAUGCCAGUGAUGACCGUAGCCAGGAGUUAUUCCAGAAGAGAAUUGACACGGCCACGCAGAUGAAAUCCGUCUUGGGAGUCAAUGAGAAACCCAACUGUCUGAUCAUUGACGAGAUUGAUGGAGCUCCCACUGCAGCGAUCAACGUCCUCCUGAGCAUAAUAAACGGCAGGGAUACUAAAGAUGCGGAGUCAGGAGGCAACACCUUGAAGAAAAAGAAGAAAAAGGAAUCUCUGUUACUACGUCCAAUCAUCUGCAUCUGCAAUGACUUAUAUGUCCCAGCCCUGCGGCAGUUGCGUCAGCAGGCGUUUGUGUUGACCUUUCCCCAGACGCUUCCCUCCAGGCUUGUUCAGCGUCUCUGUGAGAUUGCUAAGCGUCAGGGGAUGAAUGCAGACACAGGUGCGCUCAUGGCCCUGUGUGAGAAAACGGAGAAUGACAUUCGAUCCUGUGUCAACACGCUACAGUUUCUUCACGGCCGAGGGAAGAAGGAGCUCAGCAUGAAGGUAGUUGAGACGAUGAAGAUUGGAUUGAAGGAUCAGAAUAAGGGACUCUUCACAGUCUGGCAAGAGAUCUUCCAACUUCCCAGAAUUAAAAGGAAGAGGAUCGACCAGGACCCUUUCCUGCUUGACCCUGUGCUUGGAAGGGAGGGCGCUGAGCGAGGGGGUGUGGCAGGGAGAGGGCAGAACAGCGCCACUGCUCAGAGGUUCUACGAUGCCCUGCACCUGACCACCUCCACGGGGGAGCACGAGAAAGUCACGCAGGGGCUGUAUGAUAACUUCCUGAAUAUGAAGUUCAAGGACCCGUAUCUCAGUGCCGUGUGCCUUGCCUUGGAGUGGCUAGAAUUCACGGACAUGCUGAAUGAAACGAUCAUGCAUGGCCAGAACUUCACACUCAUGAGGUAUCUGCCCUUCUUGCCUGUCUGUUUCCACCUGCUGUUUGCAGCUUCCAGCGUGCCCAGAAUUGCCUAUCCCAAGAGCAACUAUGAGGCCCAGACAAAGAAGUUCCAGAUGCAGAACCUGCUGACGGCUAUGAUCUCGGAGAUUCAUCCUUCGAUCCGCAGUCGCUUGGCAGUGCAGUCUCUCGCCUUGGAGGUGCUCUGCCCACUACUGCAAAUCAUUUCCCCAAAGCUCAGGCCGGUGAACCCACAGCUUUACAGCACACGUGAGAAGCAGCAACUCGUGGACCUGAUCAGCACCAUGCUGUCCUACAACCUUACCUACCGACAGGAGCGCACCCCGGAGGGACAAUACGUCUACCAGCUUGAUCCCAACGUGGAAGAGAUUUGCCGGUUCCCCAGUCUCCCAACUCAGAAGCAGAUGACCUAUCAGGCGAAGCAGAUGAUUGCUCGUGAGAUUGAUGUGGAGAAGAUGAGGAGGACCGAGUCCAUGCUGCAAGCCCGCAAUGCUGACCGGAAAACAGAGGUGCAACAUCAGGUAGAUGAGAAGACAAGCAAAAAAUCAGACGGAAAAUCGACUGUGAGGAACCAUCAGCAGAGACUGGAAAACAUUGUGAAGCAGGCUGUCGUGGAGGAGAGGCCAGAAGUUGAUUUCUUUGGACGGGCAAUUUUGAAAAAAAAAGUUCAGUUGUCUACCACUGCAGGAGAUGAACCAGGCAAGGCGUGCAUAGAACAGCAUAUUGGUAAAGCAGUGGGGGCCAGCGAUGUUUGGUUCAGGUUUAACGAGGGAGUUUCUAACGCAGUGAGGCGCAAUGUAUAUAUUAAAGAUUUGUUAUAAAAAAUAAAACCAUUGGAAAAUAAGUUCUGUACAUGUAUUUAAAAAAAAAAAAAAAAGAGAUAAGACUUAAUUGUCAGACACAAUAAAAAAUCAAAGUUCAAGCUGUCUAAAAAUGUUUUACUUUUAUUUAAUAUGACAAACUUUUGUAAAACACAACAAUAAAAAAAAAAAAAAAUUCCAGUUUUAUCAUUAAACUAGUAAUUGUUGGUAUGCAUGAGUCCUGCAGUAUAUUUCUCUUCAAGGUGUAUUUUAUGAAAAAACAAAAGGUAUAAUGGAUUUUCUUUACGAAUGUUUCAGCAAUAAACAGAUACUGCUGUCAAGCAUCUGCAAGAUGGCUCCUAAAUUGUGUGCAAUCAUAAUCGUAGCCAGAAACUCAACUAGGUCUCUGAUGAUCACACGAUCAGCAUCCUGAAUCUGCUUUGUUUACAGCUAGAAUGACGUGUAAAAUAUGAAUACAUUCCCUUUUAGUAUGCUCUGUACAAAGCAGUUGUUGAAUGUGAAAUGGUAUGUUGUAUUUUUUUUUGGGGGGGGGGGGGAAUUCCUCAAAGCUGACUGCCCAUAAAUAAAUAA